AUGCCUGCUCGUACAGCGCCCCCACCCUCAACCGCAACGCGCAAAGCAUCGGGACAGUCGACCGCAUCUGGGAAACGUGCACCUUCUGCCACACCGUCUGUUGCCAUACCAGAAGAGCCUGCCGCCCCCUCCACUUCCCCGCAUCUGCGCGCGGAUGUCUGCGCCAUCUUUGCGGACGCCCAGCGCUCAACCACCGGCCAUCGAAAGCUCGUGGUGCGAUUGCGCAAGAUCCAGGAACACUGCUGUGGCAUAGCUUCGAAGAAGGCGAAAAAGGAUCCCAAGCAAGCCGACCAGCAGGAUGAGGAGGGCGGAGAUGUCCCGCCAAGCGAGGAAACCCUAGCAGAAAAAGAGUUCAAUGUGGAAAUCACCCGCUGCAUGCUUCGAGUGCUUCCUGUCAAGAAAACAGAACCGGUCGGUGAUCGCAUAAUUCGGUUUCUGGGACUGUUUCUAAGCCACGCCUCUGAGAAAGAUGCGGAAGUCUUUGCCCCCUCCGACGCCGAUGAGACGGAGAUAGAAACACCCACAAGCCGACUUACCUUCAACCUUGCCUCCACGAUAGUCCCGCUGCUGGCAGCGAAGGACAAGGUUGUGAGAUAUCGCGCAACUCAGAUCAUAUCCCAUAUCGUUAAUUCACUCGAUGCGAUUGACGAUGAAGUUUAUCGUAUGAUUCGACACGGCCUUCUUAGGCGAAUCCGGGAUAAAGAAGCCGCGGUUCGCGUACAGGCAGUGCUGGGUCUGUCUCGACUAGUCGGCAACGAGGGCGAUGACGAGGAUGACGAUGACGGGUCCACAGCACUGCUUGAAAAAUUGAUCGAUAUCCUCCAGAAUGAUGCAGCCGCUGAUGUCCGCAAGACUUUGCUACUGAACCUGCCACUGACUCCCGCUACUCUUCCCUAUCUCCUGGAACGAGCCCGGGACCUGGACGCUGCCACGCGCCGUGCGCUUUACUCACGCUUACUGCCUACCCUUGGAGAUUUCCGACAUCUCUCCCUAUCCAUGCGUGAGAAACUCCUACGAUGGGGCCUGCGCGAUCGAGAUGAAAAUGUGCGCAAAGCGACCGGCAAGCUAUUCUAUGAACGAUGGAUCGAAGACUGUGCCGGGAAUCACCCAGAAGAAGGAGGGCCGGUGAACCAACUCUCACCACCGAACAUGUCGGCGCUGUUGGAGUUGCUGGAGAGAAUUGAUGUCGUCAACUCCGGAAUGGAGGGUGGCGUUGCGCAUGAAGCAAUGCGAAGCUUCUGGGAGGGCCGUCCCGACUACCGAGAGGCAGUCGUGUUUGAUGAGAAAUUCUGGGAUGACCUCACCGCAGAAUCAGCCUUCUUGGCACGCAGCUUCAAUGAUUUCUGUCGGGUGGAGAACGAGGACAAGUAUGAGGACCUAGCGGACGAAAAGAUGCCCGAGGUCACGGCUCUCGCCCAUUUCUUAGGGAAAUACUCUUCGGCUCUCCUUGGGAAAUUGAAGCAGGCCAACCUGACUGGUGGAACGAAUGAAGGAGAUACAAUGGAAAUCGAAUUCGUGGUCGAACAACUUCUUCAUAUCGCCCUUACCCUAGACUACAGUGAUGAAGUCGGCCGACGGAAGAUGUUCUCCUUGUUGAGGGAGAAUUUGGCCGUGCCAGAACUGCCGGAAGAGUGUACCAAAUUAACGGUGGAAGUUCUACGUGUCGUUCUUGAAGCUGUUGCAGAAGUCCACGAUGCAAUUACUACUGAGGACAGCUUUGUCUCCGCAAAGUCUGAAAUCAGCGAUGACACCAGCUCCGUAUCCAGGAGCACUCGCUCUCGAUCUGAGACUCCAGGUACAGACGAGGAGGUUCCCUUUGACAAGGAGAAAGCCAAAGCCAAGAUCCUGCGAGAGAUAAUGAUCAAUAUGAAGUGUCUGCACAUUGCGCAGUGCAUGCUUCAAAAUGUCGAAACCAACCUGCAGCAGAACAUGCACUUGGUGACCAUGUUGAAUAACCUUGUUGUGCCCGCAGUCAGGAGCCACGAAGCUCCGAUCCGGGAGAGGGGAUUGGAAUGUUUGGGCUUGUGUUGCUUGCUUGACAAGACUCUUGCAGAAGAGAACAUGACUCUGUUCAUCCACUGCUUCAACAAAGGUCAUGAGGCACUGCAGGUGACGGCGUUGCAGAUUCUCGCAGACAUGCUGGCCACUCACCCCUCGCUGCUCGCUCCUGUCGCGCAACAGGACAGCGACACCGUGUCGCCUCCUGCGUUCCAGAAACCACUCUUGAAGGCUUUCGCCAAGGCCCUUAAAGCCAAUUCCCCUCCUAGCGUACAGGCGACAGCGGCAACGGCUCUUUCCAAGCUCCUGCUUACGAACGCACUCUCACCUUCGGGACCCAAUGUUCCCCCGGCGAUCAAGGAACUGAACGAGUCUUCCAUCGAAACUCUUCUGCAGUCUCUCAUUGUGUCAUACUUCCACCCCCGGACCCGCGAGAAUCCGGUCUUGAGGCAGGCUCUCACGUAUUUCUUCCCGGUGUAUUGCCAUUCGCGUCUCGCCAACACGCAGCGGAUGCGCAAAGUUGCCGUCCCGGUGGUCCGGGCCGUGCUGAAUGCGGCGGAAGAGUUCUUCUCCCUGGAAGCCGAGGAAGACAGUGAUGGCGACAUCGACGAAACCGCGAGCGAGCGAGAAGUGAAGGCUCUCAUGGCCGGCGUUAUCGGAAUGCUCGUGGAAUGGACUGAUGAGCGAAGGGUAGUCGGACUGGGUGGUGAGAAUGUCCUGGCAGGAGGGGCUGCCAGUUCCAGCGCCCAUGGCUACGUGCAUCUGGCCUUGGUCAAAGAUAUUCUGGAACGCGUCCUCGGGAUCAGCACCGGCCCGACGAAGUGCUCCAAGGAAGAGAAGAAGCUGCUCAUCUCCAUGUUAGGCAAGGUCUAUAUCUCCGCGCCUACUCCCCCUUCUAGAGCUGGGUCUCGAGCCCCUGAAGGUGAAGAUGUAUUCCGAUCUAGUGGACGAAGCAUGCGCGAGGAGAUCGAUCCUGCCAACAUAGAGCUGGCGGAAACAGUCAAGACGCUCCUCGACCAGGCCAUCGAAGAUGGAGUUGCCCCCGACGCGGCGGGCCGCAAUGCCCUCGUCAAGGUCAAGAACACCAUCCUCAAGCUUCUGGCCGCCGUUCAAACUCAGCCAUCCGACAACAAAGACGCUGGACGCAGAGAGCGGGCCGGUACGGAAGAGACCGAAUACACUUCGGCCGAAUCUCGAGCCUCACGAGAGCCGUCCGUUGUCGGCGGCCAUGGGACAGUCCAAGUGGUGAUCGACAACACCAUCGUCGAAGAGGACGAGGAGGAAGACGAGAAUGAUGAAAGCAAGGGGACGGUCAUCAAGACCGAAAGGGACAGUCAGGAACCUGAGUAA
Messenger RNA from Rasamsonia emersonii CBS 393.64, 3348 nucleotides. Its product is annotated as Nuclear condensin complex subunit 3. Gene Ontology annotation, cellular component: condensin complex; condensed chromosome. Gene Ontology annotation, biological process: mitotic chromosome condensation. Bases 1 to 3348 code for a protein of 1115 amino acids. The transcript is spliced from 4 exons. The record is from RefSeq and is a predicted model, not a curated record. Lineage: Eukaryota; Fungi; Ascomycota; Eurotiomycetes; Eurotiales; Trichocomaceae.